AUGGACAACGUCGAUCCUACGCCCGCCAUCCCCCACCGCACCCGCCAUCACCACAAUACCACCAGCCUCUACUCACGUCGUCGGUCCUUGCAAGGCCCGGCAGGCGUAGCUGGCUCGUCGUCCCAUCGAUCCUCCGACGUGCAGCCUGCCUCCCCCGAAGUCAUAUCCUCCCUCAUCAGCAGCCUCUCCGUCAUCUCCAAACCCGCCGAUCGUCACUUUGAAGGCCCUUCUCUCACGAGCCUCUCCCUCCCCAACUCGCCCCGAAACGCGAGCUUCGGUAGCUUCGGCGUCGACUACGGUGCCUAUUCCCAACCUUCCCUCGACGACCUGCGCGAGGAGAGCGUUCCCCUCGACGAGCUUGCCGCCAGCCCACCCGUCAUCCGAACUGCCAAGCCGCCCUCAGGCUUCUCCCCCCUCACCGCCCCGAAAUCCCCUUCCCGCGAAUCCAGCGGCGGGCUCAAGUCUAUUCUGCGAACCGGCUCCCGUCCUUCCUCCAAAGGAUCCCUCGGUUCUCGUGACGAUGCCCAGAGCAUAGGCAACCUUUCCAUAGAACGCGGUGUUGCUCCCGCCUCCGAAUCGACCCGAAGCCGGUCGCGCUCACGCGAUAGCUGGGGCAAGAAGCAGAGUAGGAGCAACAAGGGCCUCAUGUACAUGAGCUCCAAGGAAAGGCUACGCGAGAGAGAAUACGAAAAGAGGCGAGCCAGCAGCCAGUCAGACGAUUUUGUCGCGCCCCGUCCAGACCCCUUCCUCGCCGAAACCUCGAUUAGCGAAGAACCCGCCGCCGCCAGCGAGCCCUCCACUCGAGCAAACGCGCCGCCGACCGACGACUCCGCCAUGGAUGCCACCUCAGGCCCGCGGCCCAUUCCCGCCCGCGACUCGUCACUGCGCAAGUCAACCAACAGCGCCAAGCGGUCCUCCGCUCGUGGCGCCCGCGUGAAGAGAGAGAGCGAGACCGUCAAUGAGAAGAUACCCGAGGUUGAGGAGCGCGGCCACGCCAAAAGUAGCCAGAGGCAAAGCAAGCACGAGUCCUGGCGGCGGAUAUCGGACUCUGGCUCCCGCAGCAGGUCGGCUGACCUCGUCCGCGGCGAAGUUGACGAUGCCCAGCUGUCCUCGCACGCCGCUGCCACCACCACCACCACCACCACCACAACAACAACAGCCAGAGUCCCUCAAUCUCGAGAGGAGCUCGAGGAUAGCGCGCCCUUCCCCGCCGUGGCACAGGGACGGCGACGUGACGAACAUGGUGCGGAUAAAAGCAAGAGGAAGUCAGGACGACAGACCCCUGACCCUAGCGACGUGGUCCGCCCCAAGAGGAGCAGCUCUAGGCUAAAACGGCUCUCUGCGCCUCUGAGUCCUCGUCCCGACGGCGGAUCCGCCAACGCGCCGAACGAAGCAGCGACCGAACCCGAACGGGCAAGCACCAUACCCGCCGGCUACGAACGACCGCAGAGUGCCGACUCUAUCGACGACGCUGUCGAAUCAUACCUCUGCUCCCCACGCCUGUCCCAGAAAAUCAAGCACCCGCAGACGGGUAGAGUCAUCUCCUUCUCCGAGGUCGGCGAUUCCGAGGGCUCGGCCGUCUUCUGCUGCGUCGGCAUGGGCUUGACCCGGUACAUCACCGCGUUUUAUGAUGAACUGGCGUUUACCCUCAAGCUCCGCCUCAUCACACCGGAUAGACCAGGUGUAGGCGACAGCGAACCCUACGCAGACGGGACGGCCACGCCGCUCAGCUGGCCUGACGACGUGUAUGCCAUUUGCCAAGCCCUGAAGAUCACAAAGUUUUCCAUCCUUGCGCAUUCGGCCGGUGCCAUCUAUGCUCUUGCGACCGCGCUCCGAAUGCCGCAGCACAUUCGUGGUCGCAUCCACCUCCUCGCGCCUUGGAUUCCGCCUUCUCAGAUGAACGUCUUUGGUGGCUCCCAGACCCUCCCGCCGAGCAACGCCAUCCCGACAUCUCAACGCAUCCUCCGCGCCCUCCCGACCCCCUUCCUCAAAGCCGCCAAUAGUUCCUUCAUGACGGCAACGAGCAGUUCCAUCACCAGCUCCCUGCCGAAGACGCCUCGGCGUGGCAAGCGCAAAUCCACCCCGGCUACCGGCCGCGAUACACCGGCGCCUGCUAGGCGUGACGUGACGCCGAGCUUGGACAAGGAAAACAUUGGUCAGAUGGGAACACAUGCGAAGUCCCGGGAAGCAGAUGUCGGUCGCUCUCCGGCGCCGGACGCCAUGGAUCGGCUACGAUCGCACCCCUCGCAUUCGGCUCUCCAAGGCUCCGGCUCAGGCUCCGGCCCGCAGGGCACCCCGACGGACCCCGAAGCCACGAUCCUCGCCGCCGCCGCCAACGCCAUGGCCGACAAGGAGCGCCAGGUCACGUACGACACGCGGUUGACCCACGCCAUCUGGGACCUCGCGACCACGGGCGCCAACCCGGCCGUCGAUCUCCUCGUCUGCCUCGAGCGGCGGCACACGAUCGGGUUCCGGUAUGUCGACAUUACGCGGCCGGUUGUCAUUCAGCACGGCAGCCGGGACACGCGCGUCCCGGUCGACAACGUGCGGUGGCUGGGCAAGACUAUGCGGAGAUGCGAAGUGCGCGUCUUGGAAGGGGAGGGCCACGGCUUGAUGGCCAGUGCGACGGUCAUGGGCUCCGUGCUGAUGGAGAUUAGCAAGGAGUGGGAGGAUUGGAUGCGGGUGACGGGGCAUGGGGGGAAGAGGGAGGAGAGGGGUCGGCGGGCGACGCUUGUGAGGUGUGAGGUGAGAGGUGAGAGGUGA
Sodiomyces alkalinus F11 is the source of this 2763-nucleotide messenger RNA. RefSeq names its product alpha/beta-hydrolase. Lineage: Eukaryota; Fungi; Ascomycota; Sordariomycetes; Glomerellales; Plectosphaerellaceae. The transcript is spliced from 2 exons. Bases 1 to 2763 code for a protein of 920 amino acids. The record is from RefSeq and is a predicted model, not a curated record.